AUGGCGUCCCUUUUUCCUUUGGCCUGCUUACUAAUUGGGUGCUUUUCUGUUUCUUUAGCAGAAGUAUUGAAUUUCUCAGAUCUGUAUCCUCCUCUAUGGAAAGAGAGUCCUGGUCAGUUCAGUGACUAUAAGAUGAAGAAUGGAAAGUACUUGAUUAAUCCCUGGGUAUAUCCUGAGAGAAUGGGGAUGUAUAAAAUUCUACUGAUCCAGACAGCCCGUUAUUUUGAAAAAUUUGCACCAGAAAAUGAACAAAAUUCAUUAUGGGGAUUGCCUCUGCAACAUGGCUGGCAAUAUUCUACAGGCAGAUUAGCUGAUCCCACCAAGAGGACAGACUGUGGCUAUGAAUCUGGAGAUCGUUUGUGCAUCUCUGUGGACAGUUGGUGGGCUGACCUAAAUUACUUUCUCUGUGCGUUGCCCUUCCUUGCUGCAGUUGAUUCUGGCAUAAUGGGGAUAUCAUCAGACCAAGUCACACUUUUGCUACCACCCAAGGAUCAGACAAAGUUUUGCUCCAGUGUUUCUACUUGUCAGUUAGCCUUCCCUAAGAUAAUGAAAAAGUGGAAUGCCUUCUACCAGAAAUUGAAGUUACCUUCUAGUAGCUUUGAAGACUUGUUAAAGUACUUAUGGGAUGCACAUACCGUAACCUUGGAAGGCACUCAGAAAUCAUUUGAAAAAAGGUUUGAAUAUUAUUCUAAACCAGAAGUAGAUUUCGGAAAAAGUUGGAGUGCAACUGUGAAAUAUCUAGCUGCAUCCCUGUUUCCUACAACCCUGGUUAGAAUCCAUGAAUUCCAGAAGGGUCUACCACCUCGACUGCUGGUGGAUGGGGAUAAAGCCCCCUUCAUCAGCGACUUUACAAAACUUCAGAAUGAAGUCCUUCUUGGUCUCAAUCUUAUUCGUGAUGUGGAUAAUGCUAUAGGGUCGUUCUCUUUGACUGCAUGGAAAAUUUUAAUGAAGACAGAAGGUGCAAGAAAGCUAUUCCUAGGGCUUUUAGAGACAUUUAUUGAAGUCUCUAAACUAACAUCUCUGGGACAAUGA
Molecule: messenger RNA, 1032 nt
Organism: Molossus molossus (Pallas's mastiff bat)
Lineage: Eukaryota; Metazoa; Chordata; Mammalia; Chiroptera; Molossidae
Gene: CUNH6orf58
Product: chromosome unknown C6orf58 homolog
Exons: 6
Coding region: 1-1032 (343 amino acids)
Source: RefSeq, a predicted model, not a curated record